UCCCACGCAUAUCAACGGAGAUUACUCGACAGGGCAAGGUGUUUCGACUGCUUCCCGUUAGAAGAGUGGCGGAGGUCUGAGCAUCAGACCACCAGUGCGUGGGAGCCGAGCCACCGCCGCCUGGGAACGGAGCUGAGCAAGCGAGCUUUGCUGCGGAGGCGCUCCACCAAGUCGCCGUGAGAUGCUCAGACUGUCCACGCAAGCGCGGAUCCGCACGGGAGAGCGUUUGGGGACCGUCCCCACCUAAUUUUUUUUCCUGCCGACGGCCAUGGCGGCGCGGCUGCUACGGAGAACGCUGCGAGCAACCGAGGUAGCACCUCGAUUUCUAUUUGCUUCUCAUGGUUUGAUACAGCGAGCUGCAUAUACCUCUGGAGGAAUAGUCGAUAUUGGCCAACCGACACCCCAGUCACACCCUGAGUUAUUAGCUGAUGGAGAAAUCACACCAGGCAUCACAAAUGAGGAGUAUAUCUCUAGAAGAAAAAAGCUUUUGGAGGUGCUGCCAGAAAAGAGCUUGGCCAUUAUUGCCUCUGCUGAUCAGCAGAUGAUGACUGAUGUAGUGCCAUAUCCAUUCAGACAGAAUGGUGACUACCUGUACAUUACUGGUUGUACGCAACCUGGUGGCAUAGCAGUUUUGAGUGAAGAAACCGGACUAUGCAUGUUCAUGCCUGAUAAAAAUAAGGAGGAUGUAGUUUGGCAAGGUCAAACUGCUGGAGUUGAGGCAGCUGUGGAAUUCUUUAAAGCAGAUAAAGCAUUUCCACUUAGUCAGAUGCAAAAGAUCCUUCCUGAAAUGAUCGAGCGGUCAAAGGGGAUAUAUCACAAUGUAAAGACAUCAUCAUCUUCUUACAAGAACUUGGAUGCCUUCCGUCGGGCAUCACUCAACAAUAAAGUAAAAGAUCUUACAUGUUACACCGAUGAAUUACGGUGGAUCAAGUCAAAAUCUGAAAUUAAGUUAAUGAGGGAAUCAGCAUCUAUUGUUUCUCAGUCUCUUUUACAAACAAUGUUGCUUUCAAGGACCCACAGGGAGGAAAGCCAGCUGGCAGCUAAGAUUGAAUAUGAGUGCAAAAUGAGAGGUGCCCAAAGAAUGGCGUUCCAUCCUGUAGUUGGUGGAGGUGCAAAUGGCAGCGUCAUACACUACUCAAGAAACGAUAGCAAAAUCAAAACAGGUGAUCUUCUGCUCAUGGAUGUUGGCUGCGAGUAUCAUGGCUACCUUAGCGACCUGACUCGAACAUGGCCACCCUGUGGCAGAUUUUCACCUGCUCAGGAAGAGCUGUACAGCCUAAUACUGGAGACGAAUAAGGAGUGCAUAAAGCUCUGUAAACCAGGCACGAGCAUAAAUGAGAUACACAAUCAUUCGGUAAAGAUGCUGAUAAAGGGAUUCCAAGAGCUGGGCAUCCUGGAGAAGGGGAAAUCCAUCCAAUACAACUACCUGAACCCGACCGCGAUAGGUCACUCGUUAGGCAUGGACAUUCAUGACUCGGUGACACUCCCCAAGGACAAGCCCUUGGAGCCAGGCGUCGUGAUCACGAUCGAGCCCGGAGUGUACAUCCCGCCGUCGCCGGUCCUGAACGAGCGUGCGCCGGGGAGGUUCCGCGGCAUCGGGAUCCGCAUCGAGGAUGAGGUCCUCGUCACCGAGGACGGCCACGAGGUGCUGACGGCGUCGGUGCCCAAGGAGAUCCCGCACCUGACCACUCUGAUGAGCAUGGGCGGGGAGUCAGCGGCGGCGGACGGCCAUGAACUGCGAGCUGCCUGGAGCUGAUCGAGGGGCGCGUCGACGGCGGACGUGCCCAUACUGCCAGCAUCGUCGUCGCAGCCGCGGCACGUUGGCAUUCAUUGGUGCCGAAGCUCGGCCAUGCUCCGGAGCGGGCGGGUGUAUGCUGCGUCUGCGUCCAUUGAUACUCUGUAUGGUCGCGGGGGCAAGGGUGGAACAACAAGUGUUAGCAACCUGCUCGUCGUGCCGGGAAAUCACAAGAUGGUUUUCGUACAUCCGUUCAUUUUUAUUUAUUUUUUUCGAAACAUUGUACUGCAUCCAUUCAUGGCGGCAGGCAGGGGAGCUGCGCGUGUGCCUCAUCACA
This is a messenger RNA of Panicum hallii, 2072 nucleotides long. RefSeq names its product intermediate cleaving peptidase 55, mitochondrial. The coding region runs from base 269 to 1756 and encodes 495 amino acids. The transcript has 13 exons. Gene Ontology annotation, cellular component: mitochondrion. Gene Ontology annotation, molecular function: manganese ion binding; metalloaminopeptidase activity. The record is from RefSeq and is a predicted model, not a curated record. Lineage: Eukaryota; Viridiplantae; Streptophyta; Magnoliopsida; Poales; Poaceae.